AUGCCAUUGAACAUCACUGUAUUAAUAUCAGGUUCUGGAACAAAUUUGCAAGCAUUGAUAGAUGCUCAGCUGGAUGGUAAUUUGCCCAACGGCGAAAUAAAUCAGGUCAUCUCGUCGUCGAGCACCGCUUAUGGUUUAACUAGAGCUGAGAAGAGCAAGAUCCCAACAAAGGUUCAUGCCUUGAAAGACUACUAUAAGGGAAUUCCCAAGGAGAAAACAGACGAGAGAAAAGCGAAAAGAGAGCAGUUUAACGUUGACUUAGCCAAUCUUUUAAUAUAUGGGUCGGUGGACAAAUCAAAAGAGGAAACAGACUACACCAAGCCAGAUUUGAUUGUUUGCGCAGGUUGGAUGUUGAUUUUAGCUCCUUCAGUGUUGAAGCCAUUGGAGGAAGCAGGAAUUACUAUUAUUAACCUUCACCCAGCCUUACCUGGAGCUUUCGAUGGUACACAUGCUAUCGAUCGUUGUUGGAAAGCUGGCCAAGAUGGUGAGAUUACCGAGGGAGGGGUCAUGAUUCACAAAGUUAUAGCUGAAGUAGAUCGUGGUGAGCCCAUUUUGGUGAAGAAAUUGGAUUUGAAAAAGGGUGAGACAUUGGAAGAAUAUGAAGAAAGGGUGCAUAAAGUGGAGCAUGAGGCAAUUGUUGAAGGUACAAACAAGAUAUUGGAAGAGUUGAUCUUGUCAAUAAAACUAGAUAAGCUUAUUCUAUAG
Molecule: messenger RNA, 705 nt
Organism: Lodderomyces margitis
Lineage: Eukaryota; Fungi; Ascomycota; Pichiomycetes; Serinales; Debaryomycetaceae
Gene: ADE8
Product: phosphoribosylglycinamide formyltransferase
Exons: 1
Coding region: 1-705 (234 amino acids)
Biological process (GO): 'de novo' IMP biosynthetic process
Cellular component (GO): cytoplasm
Molecular function (GO): phosphoribosylglycinamide formyltransferase activity
Source: RefSeq, a predicted model, not a curated record